Rhipicephalus microplus (southern cattle tick) is the source of this 14765-nucleotide messenger RNA. RefSeq names its product decapping mRNA 1. Gene Ontology annotation, molecular function: mRNA binding; enzyme activator activity. Gene Ontology annotation, biological process: deadenylation-dependent decapping of nuclear-transcribed mRNA; positive regulation of catalytic activity; deadenylation-independent decapping of nuclear-transcribed mRNA. The record is from RefSeq and is a predicted model, not a curated record. Gene Ontology annotation, cellular component: P-body. NCBI's taxonomy places the organism in Eukaryota, Metazoa, Arthropoda, Arachnida, Ixodida, Ixodidae.
CAAACAGAACGUUACACCGAAACGAGGUAAAGAAAUACGAGCGAAUUUCUUUUUUGUCUGCUUCCUCCUUGCCACUGGAACGACCUCCUUCCUCCUCUUCUCGAUCUCGUGACGGCUGCUUUAGAAAGAAGCGAGAGGAGAGAGGUGCGCGUGUCUCAGUGUAGUGAGUGUGCCGUAGGGAGAGGUUAUGUGAGUUGAGUGAUGUCCACCAGCACAGCUGAGAACCGCAUGAACUUGGCUGCCCUGCAGAGAGUCGAUUCCGCGGUCACCGAGAUUGUGGACAACGCGAGCCAAGUGGCGCUGUACAGGUUCGCCCCGGCGACAAACGGCUGGGAAAAAACAGAAAUUGAAGGAUCUUUAUUCAUCUUUGCAUGGUCAAAGACCCCCAGCCAUGGCUUCAUUGUUAUGAACCGCCUGAACACAACAAAUUUCUUAGAAGUGAUCACUCCGGAGGUUGAGUUCCAAACACAGUCGCCGUUCAUUUUGUACAAAACAUCGCAUUCUGGAAUAUACUGCAUUUGGUUCUACGACACAAGCGAGUGUGAAAGGGUCGGGAAGCUUUGUCAGAGCCUAGCAGAAGAGAACGAGAUGUCGUCCAAGUCAAAGAACCGCCAGCGCUGCGCCUCCGAGAGUGACAGCCUGCACAAGCUUCAACUGGCUGUUCCAGCUGCCUCGCAGAACGGUCGUCCCAAGGACAUUGUGGCCCUUCUGUCCAAGGCAAAGGACCAGUAUAACAUGAAGAAAGCCGAGGCCACUUCUACUGGCCAAAAGCAGCACCGAAACGGGACUCGGGGCCGAGGAAGCCGAACCUUCGUCCCGUCGGCGACUGCAAACAGUGCGCAACCAGAGGCUGCCAGCAACGGCCACCACGACAGUGUGUCGUCUCCUCCAAACGGGCUGCACAAGCCCACGCCGUUGAGGACGACCACCAAUGGUGUCGUUGCCGCGCCAACCACCCAGGUGCCAUCCACGCCCCUCAGCGUGGAGUCUCUCUUUGCCGCUGUUAGUCAGACGAAGCCCACGGGGGACGAAGCUGAAGAUGCAAAGGAUGCUCUGCUGCAAGCACUGCUGUCCAAUCCCGAGAAUCGGGUGGAGCACGUGGAGCGGAUACAGCGCAAGGAAGCUGACGCGAAUGGUGACGUGUCGUGUGAGCAGCCGCGCGUGCGUGCGGCCUCCUGCCAGGCCAACAUAUCGGCUUGGGAGAUGAGCGACGAUCUGCGACACAAGCUCAACCUGUGCUGCCCUUCCUCAUCUUCUGCCGAGAAAAGCGUGCUGCCUUCCGUGGCGACACCGGCCAUUUUGGAGACUGGCAUCGGCAGCUCCGAGCGCCGCUCCUCGCCAACAACGGCCGCGUUUCGAGGCCCACGCUCUGUUAGAGAGCCGUGCAAGGCCCCAUCUGCAUCAGACCUGCCCCUGCUCACACCCAUGGCUUUCACAAAACCAGUUGCCCAACUCGCUGCAAUGUCUUCCUUGUCAUCUGGCUCUGCAUCGUUUGCGACUCCUAGUAUGUUCAUGAAUGGUGAUGUGGUGGCCAAAAAACAGGAGCCUGUGAGUGCAUUGACAAAGGAUCAACUGAAGGAUGCUCUGGUCCACAUGUUACAGACGGACGACAGUUUCUUGGUGAAGCUGCACGAGGCAUACGUGGGGAGCCUGAAAAGCCGGUUCAACCUAAACACGCGGACUGGCAAUGGCUCAUCUAUGGGAACCCUCUUGUGAAAACAAAUGUCGCAGAGCCGUGCUUGCACGGCUCUUGUGCCUUGCGGAGAGUCCACGGCACCUCAUCUUCCGCAGGAGGCGUUCUGAGACUGUUUGGAGGUGCUCUUAUGGACAAGUGCUGAGCACGCGUUUUAGCCGCACAUUGUCGGAUGUGCUCAAGCAGGCAAGGACGGACGCUUGCCGAACCUCGACGUAACCUUGUGAGCCUGCACAGCAUAGCUGGCAGAAGACGUUAGUUGCACCAUUGGGUGGCACGGUGCUUCUACCUCUAUGGAAACAUUACGAGUGCAGCUACACGAAGGUGUUUAGUAUAGGGAUCAACUUCAGCUUGGGAGUUUGAAUCGUUGCGUUUUUGUGGCCGUUGUGCCUUUAUUGCAGCUCUGCGAGAGGUGCUUGCCUUGCCGCCGCUGUUUCGUGCAGACGUGCUUGGUGCGCCUACACUGACCACUGUGUUUACAAAUGUGCUUCAAUCUUACAGGCCACCUUCAUUUUUUGGGAGUCGCCUUCACUUUACGCUCAAAGUGAAUGGUGUCGAACGUUGGCUCGGUUUGAAUCGCUGCGGGAACCUCCGAGAAGCAUUGCAUAAUGUGCAGUGUCUCUUUCAAGUGACAGCGUUAUUCAAAUUCAGGAGAUCUGUUAGAUGAAACCCAUUUGUAAAUACAGGGGCCACUGUCAGUUCAUGCCUAGUACAGUCGAAAUUUUUUUAAAGUUAUCAGUCGUCUGCCCUCGGUGCAUAAAUUUCCUUGACAAAGACCUAUGGGUCGCCCCCAUUUGUAAUAACAAAGGGCAAGCAAUUAGUGCGAUUUCAUCAUGCCUAUCAGCUUUUUGUAUCACUGAUCACAGCCAUCACAAUGAGAGUAAUUUUUUAAGACAGGUUUGUGCAUGUGCAGAACAUGACGGGCUUUAAAGUACUGCCAGUGUUUGCUAAAGGAGUGGGCACUAGUGUGUUCAUGCAAUCCCAUUUUUUGUGACGUACGAAAAGAAUUCGUGGCGCUCCAAUGCCGUUAGCGAUUUCUAGUGACAUAUUUUUUUUACUGUCAUGAGCAUACUUUUGAUGUACAAGUUUCAACUUGCACAUGCAGCACUAAAUUUAUCUUGAUGAUCACUUACAUUCUCAAGAGCAGAAGGUUUCUUCUUUCUAAAGUAGAGAUCGUUCUAGAUUGACUAAGUCGCUGCACGACCUUGGCAGGCACCUCCAACAGAGCUGCAAAUCGAGGAGCGUAUCAUCAACUUUUGUCGCUUCUUUUAUUUAAAACACAUUGCUGUCACUAUUCUGUAGCAUAUGAGACAUAAUAAGUGCGUUGGUUUUCCUGUCUCUGGGGUUUACAGCUGAUUGCUUGCUGGCGUAGUAUUGGGUGCAGCGGUGUUGUCUGAUUCUGCAGAUCAGAGGUGUUUUUAAGCUUUCUUUAAUCUGUUUUUCUUAACUCUACUGAUAUUUCUUUUAGAAGCAGUUCAGGUCAUUUACAUGGCGUGCGCAGUCGGCGCAGUGAAUUAGCCAGUAGGGAUGAAUCUCCCAUCUUUUCUUUUCGGGUGAUUCUUUGCAGGCUCUCAUUUUUGCUUUCGAUUUGCGUGCACACAUUUGGCAUUAAAUUAGGGAGUUGUAAUUUCAUCACGCAGUUGUUUAGGUAGGAAUUGCGGAUACCCUGGAAUAACAGUUUCAUGCAUAUCGCCAUUCCUUACUUUGUGAAGGCGUCGUAAAGGGAUCACAUUCAGGUGAGGAAGCGGCAAGUUCAGUGUUGCCUUAAAGCGAGGGUCUCCAUCGAGGCUUUGGCAAGUAUGUUCAAAAUGACUUGUUUAAUGAGGUGGCCAGGGCAAGUUGAAGUGUCUGAACAGUCUAAAUAGAAGACACUGCAACAGCAACAAAAUAGCUGACCAGUGUCGUGUUCUUGUUACAUGCGAGCUGCUUUCCUGAAAGAUCCUUACUAAUGAGUCCCAUCGUCAUGCAUGCAUUUAAUUUGCUUGGGCGAGGUGCAAUCAAACCGAUGCAACUAGUGUCAGUGCGAAAACUUGGUGUGAUUGGAAUAGCGGCUAAUGUCCGGCCUCAGUAGAAUUACUUGCGAAGCACAGGUGGAGAAGUUUGCGCGGUGCAGGCAGCUUUUGACUUGAGCCUGCACAAUUCAGUUGCCAGAGGAUUCUGGCAAACGAAAAGCCGCAGCGAUAGAGGCCACAUAUUGCUUCUUGCAAACCAUCAAUCUUUCGCUGAAGACCAUUUUGAACCAGCCCAAGUCUUUUCAGUGCUUAUGCAUGUGCACUUGGUUUUUAAGUCAAAUCCUUCAGGUCAUUUUGAUAGAGAUGAGCUACUCCUCACGAGGAAAUCCACUAGGAAUUAUGCAUGGAACGUCUUGUUUCAUUAUAUAGUCGGGUGUCUUUGAAGUCUCAAGCUCAGAAGAAUUGGUUCCUUCCUUUUACCAGUGCACCUCAACAUUUCCCAUCCUGGAGAGGCAGAUUUCUUGAUUUAACAUUACAACUUUGAGAAGCAAGUUUACUGCAGAUAUGGAACUCAUGAUUUUACCUUUGACUGCCAUCAGCUGCUGUUAAAUUUUAAUUCAUUGUUCGAUUCAAUUUUACUUGCCCUGAAGCAUUGACCCACUUCCUUAGCGAGCUUGUUGAAAAGGCGGGUGUCAGGAUUUCAACUUCCACCUCUGUUCUGCAGCCAGGCACGUUCUUUCUCAUUUUGUGAGAUUUUGUUUCGUAUGCAGCCGUGCCGGACCCUAUCGUACUUUAUAUUCUUCUUCCGCUUGAAUGUAAAAUGGUCCUCUGAUCACUUUCGUCUUAUCAUACCAUCACUUUCGUUUUCAAAACUUUUUUUUCUUUAAUCAACUUGCCUCUGUCUCAGAUUAGAUGGGGGCAUAUUUGCUGUUCUCUAAUUUUUGUUGUUCUCUAAUCUUUGUUGACAUGACCGUCAACGGUGAAAAGUGGCUAACGUUUGAGCACUUAGAGUUGUUCCUUCGAGCCAAUGUGUGUAUGUGUUCGUUCUGUCCAGAAUGGUGUUCAGUGUGUCACGUUCACGCCACCUCUGUCUCAAAGCAAGAUUACAGAAUCCCCUCCGUGUUUUAGAUAGAGGCAGCGUGUGCACGAGGGUCUCAUUGGAGAAAAUGAGGCGUGUGCGCGAGAGGACGAAACCAACCUGCUAUAUCGUUCAUCUAGUGGUGCUGUUUGGUAUUGCUGUCUCUUUUAUAAUUAGCAUUUUUUUUUUUCGUGGUUUGAGUGAAAGGUUUUUCAUUUUAGAAGUACUGUUACUUUGUACUGCUUGUCACUAUGCUCAGUGGAAAGCUCGAUUCCCGAGGUCAUGAGCAUUAUGUUGGUGGCACCACCUCUGACCGUCCCCUUUAGUAACUGGUAGUUGUGUGAUCUUCACAGCAUUGGUUUUCGGGAGAGGGGUUCACGAACUUGAGUAGGGUAACUUCUCCGAGGAUCAUUUGUCAGUCAUUCUUACGAUUAGGCCUCCACGGUCUGUGCAUGGCGGUUAUGGCAAGUUGUCGGAACCUAAGUUGGUGUUCCAACUCUUGUUAGGCCUGUUAUUCACGAUUGCACCUGCUGACUUCAUGGACGAUGUUUCUGCAUUGUGUGACUGCUGCUUGGAAAUUGGGCCUCACGCUUACGGUCUCGUUUGUCAGUGGUUGUAUGGGCGAGGCAUGGUUUCAAGCAGGCACUUGUAAUGUUAAGCUCUUUAAUUUUCGUUCGAAGCUGAAGGGGAAAAAGCACGGUCUAACAGGGUGUGCGAAUGAGUGAAUUCUAGAUUUGCAAGCACAUGCCGUGAGGCAAGAUGCCCACUUUGAUUAUUUCCUUCUUUCGCGAAGUAGGCCAGUGCACUUCAAGCAUACCACUGGCUCUUCCUGCCUUGAAGGCAAUAUUACAUCUUGUGGGGGCUUGCAUUUCUCAUCAUUUCUGUUGUUUUGGGCUAUUGGCACUGUUUGCCAAUGACACUGAGGCCGAGAGAGACAUCCUGGCAAGCUAGUCUUGGCUCGUUGAAGCCACAUAGUUAAUGAAGUAAUUAAUGGGUGAGAAUGAGGGUCGCAGUGCAAAGUAAAAUGGUGCUACAUGCAUGUUUGUGUGUGGCUGCAGCUCGCAUUUCUUUUUUUUUUCUUGUACUUCUUACGUUUUAUGGUCGUUUCGUUACGUGUUGGUAAGAAAAAAUGUCAAAAGCGUACGAGUGCUCUAGAUGACUUGCCUCGUGAUUGUACUACUGUCUUUACUUCACUCACCAGAUUUUUUUUUUUUUUUUUGUCACAGUGGAUAGAUACCACUUGUAUGUAUACACUCCCGUGUGUGACACUAGCACUGGUUUACGUCGCACACGCGACAGUGUGGGUUUUUGUACAUGAUGUAAUUAAUGUACAGUGUACAUAGUGUGUGUGUGUGUGUGUGUGUGUACAUGUUCACUCCAUCCAGUAGAUGCUGGAUCUCUCACAAGCAGCAAACUGAAAGAAAAGUGCAUGUUGUCCCUUUUUAUGUGGCUCUGCUCUUGUAGGCAAGCUCUGUUGUUUUUUGCGAUAAUGGGCUCGCAAAUUUAAUGACACUCCUUUGACACCUCAUACCACAGACCCAUGAUAUUUAAGUGAACACGCAUUAUUGAGGGUGUAAGUCUUACUGAGAAAUGCACGGUGUUUAGAGUCUCAAGUUCAUCAUGCCAGUGAUCAUCAUCAGUUGUACAGCAUUGCUGAAGUGUUCCACGUGCUUUAGUUAUUCAUCAGCAUCACCGUAAACAUCUGAGCGUCCUGACAGGUAAUUAGUUAGGCUGACAGGGAUUAAUAAUUAGGGUGUAUAUUUGUGAAAUAUACCCUGAAAGGCUUACACAUUACUUGAAAUUUAAAUUAGGCAUCGAACCUAAGAUGAGAGUAGACAAACUAGAUAUGUUAUCACAAAUCCUCUGUUGUUCUACGGCCAGUAAUAUACUUUCGUUGUUGUGGAACUCGAGAAAAAAUCGCGUAGGUCGAGUAAGUUCCAGACACGCAGGGUUAGAAACAGGACAUGUACACAAAAAAAAAAAAUAAUGCUAAUUGUUCAGUGAAGUCACAUCCUUCAAAUUGUGACCCUUCUAAUGCAAAGAUGGUCUUUAAAUUGAGAUUAACGCUCAGAAUCAAGCAUUCUGCAAAUGACAUUUAGAAGAGAUCAUGAUGCAUAGGUAGGGCAUGCAGACAAAUGCAGAGUAUGUAACACUUUCAUGACAGAUUGCUUCAGUGUUCUCAUUUAGCGUGUCUCAAUUAGUUCCCAUGGGGCCAGGUGCCACCGUAUGUACAUAGUCACUAAGUGAAUCCACAAAAAGUCGGGUGACCUAAUGGUGCAAUGUUCUUGCUGCAAGUUGUAAUGUGUGCUUCAAUCUGUCAUAUCAGCUUUGUAGAAUUUAGAAUUCUAACUACUUCAAAGCUGUAGGACUUCAGUCUACGUUUUAGCUAAUUUUAGUAUGAGCACCAUACUACUCGUAUAAGCACCAGGGCAAAGCACUUCACAGUGCUACUCUGCUGUAACUCAUGGUGCUCAUUGGCUAAGAAUUGUGCAAAUGACCUUGACAUUAGAGUAAGUUGCUGAAUUAUGAAAGAAAGAUUAGUGUGUUGCUGUCGAAACUUGAUACCUGUAGAAGUAACAGUUGUGGGUAUGCCACACUGCAGGUGAAUUUUAGAAAUACGCAUGAACACAGGGAUAACCUAUGUGCACUUGGGAAGACAUGGCACAUGUUCUACACAUUGCAAGUGGUGUUCUUCCUCAGUUUGUCUAUUGUUUGCACUGGCAGUGUAUACGAAAGGCUCGCAGAUAUAUCGAGGCAGGCAAAAGGCUAGCCAUAGCAUUUAGAAGCUGUAAUGUCUUACAUGUUCUGCAGUAGCUAAGAAAUGUGAGACAGGCAAAUAAAAUCAUUUGUUUGUACAUUACGUUUGUCACAGAAGUGGGGCAGUGCUAAAUUUAAGUCAUCCAGGUGCCACUCCGAUUAUAGUUGAGGGUUUCUUUUUUCGAUUGAAAUGCUUUGCUUGGGAAUAUUAAAACCAUUGGCAUUCUUCAGUUUAGCUGUCUACACAGAGCUCUCCCAAGAGGCAGGAUUAGCACUGUGUGGUAUCUUAGAUGGUGUUUCUAACUUGUGCAAGUUGGCAAAAAACACAUUUUCAAAAAAUCAUAAUAGGGCACACAGCAACAAAGUUGCUGUGUGCCCUAUAUUAUGGAACAGCACCUACAUUGACAUGUGUAAACAAUAAGGACAGCAUUUUUUUUCUAUCCUUUGUUUUGAAUGUAGCACUGUUACAGUUGUGUUAGCUGCGGGGGUUGGGAUUUCAAAAAUCGCACCUCAAGGUCCUCGAUCAGUGGUAGUCACGAUUGUGAUACGUGUGCAGCUUCUGGUGGUAUAUGAUGACAUACAGUUUCCGCCCAGGGCUUCACCCUCCAUUUUGAGCACAUGGUGGGGGUUUCAAUGUUCUCAUCCUGACCUGCGAGUAGCUUUUCUUUUAACAAGGAGAUUGUGCGGUACAUUUCAGAUAACUUACAACAUAACUUACAACUGCAGGUUCCUGUAAGUUAGGCUUUGUCACAUGUUCACGUUUUACAUGCUCACUAAACUUGUUCUGGUAAUCUUCGGAUAAUCAGAGGUCAUGUGGGUAACAUGGCAGUUCAUGUUUCUAAUUAAUGAGAAGACCUGCCAAAAAGCAGUUUUUUCAUUACUUCAGCUGUUUUUAUCAUCUAAAGGGUAAAAUUGUAAAUCAUUUGCACUUUCAAGAUCAUCUUCAGCAGAUCAUUUAUUCUCAACGAGGUGUCGGUUAGAGGCAUUUUUAUCAUAAAUGUAGAUAAGCUGCUGCCCAUUGCUAUAACUUGUCGAGAGCCUGUGGAUAAGUGCAGUGCUUUCAGUUAGCUGCUUUUGAAAAAGAAAGUUGUGCCAUCACCCACCUGUUGUACUUUGACAGUGUUGUACUGAGGGCAGUCUCAUUUGCAGGAGUUGCACAUCAAGCUCAUUCGUGCGUUACCGGCUCUUUUUGUGCAUUUUUGUGUGAAAGUGUUGUAAAUAGCUGCAUUGUGAAUUACAUACUUUUGUCUUCCCCAACCUAUUUUGAAGCACAGCACAUCCUCAUUCUGUACUUGUGCAUAUUCUUUGCAUUGAUUGCUCCUAUGUGCUAAGCCUGCCAAUGCAUAAUUUCAUUUUCGCAGCAAUUUCUAAUCAACAUAUGCACGUCCCGCUGACCCUUAAUCUUGUCAUGUAUAUUUUAUCUCUUCAACAUUGUCAUGGUUGUACAAGCUUUUCACGUGUCUUCAUCGCAUCGAGUCUUUCUGAAAUUUGACACAUUAAGCUACUUUGUGCAAUGCUAUUAUGUGGGCGGAAAGGAUCGCCUAUGUAAGCAGGGAGGAUCCAGCUAGUGUGCGCGCAUCUGUGUGAGUGCGUACUUCUGUGUGUGUGUCUUUUUAUGGGGUAGGGGGUGACACUACGCCCAUUGCUCCUUGUGAGUAUGUCGACUGUGAAUAUGUACAUACCUGCUCAACGAACCUUUGCAACCACGUUUGAGGAUGGCCUCUCCACGGGGCAUCAGUGUUGUUCAUCCGGUGACUGCAUGAUUGCCAGAGACAGGACGGAGCAGCAUAAGUUGCACGCCUCAUAGGUCAACACAACUCGCGUCAGCUGAAGUCACAUCUGUCAUCAAAUAACCGUGUGGCAACUUCUGCAAGUCACCGCUCACCACAGAAGUGAGGGACUUCUCAAAGCUUUGUCAAACCUUUUCACUGGAGUUCAUGCAAAAGGCAGCAGCGAGUGUGGAUGUUUGCCACGUAGUUGACCUCACCGUUCAUUCAUAGACGCUGUCGUCUUUUGAACGACUGGGACAAGAUCUUGUUAUCUGGUCACAAUGCUGUCACUUUGUUAGCUACCUGCUCCAUGUCUGGAGCUUGUGACUAUCUCCUCAUUCGCAAGCUGCUGGACUUAAUCAUGCCGCUUCAUCUUAUGUUUGUGUGGACUGUGAUGUUGCAGCCAUGCGCUUGUGGUGACGUGACUGCGAUGCUUGGGGCAUUGAAGAAUCGCCCUGCCUCCUCCCUCCAGCUGUGCUCCCUGUGUCUGUGAGGACGUGUCAUGGCAUAUGGUGACUUAGCCGUUACUUUUCUUUCUUUCUCUGUGAUUACAAAAGUUCUCUAGUGGCUUCAGCAAAAAGAGCUGCAAGUAGCAGCGAUGAUAAAUUGUGUUGUGACCGCAUUUUAUAGUUUAUAGUCAUGCCGGCACUACAAAUCAGGGGUUAGCUGUCAGUGUUUGUUUUUCGUUUUGGUCGCACCUAUUCAUUCAUGUUACUCAUUUAAAGCCUCUCGUGCAUGUGGUUUAGCACGUUUUGACACAGACCUGUGCCUUGUUUCUAGUGGCAAACAGGUGUACAUGUGUCAUUAACAGAGGUGUGUGAAUGUCUCUAGGAGAAACGAAAAGUGAUGUGAGCGUCUUUCACAUUAUGUUAAUGUGAUUUCUUCGGACAAGAAAUGAACACUGCGACUACACUGGGCUGUCAAGUUCCUGAUAUUUGAGAGCUUUUAAAAACCGGAGUCAGAAUCGGUUAUAGCUCAUUUCUAGUGGGUUAAUAAAGAUAGUCCCAUGUUGCUUCAUAUCAUUAUCAAAAUGCUGUCUUGCAAGGAACAAGUCACAUAAUUUCAAGUUGUUGAUGCAAAAAUUUGGCUUCUUAACAGGGCUGUGUUGGCUGCUAAGGAGUGGUGUUGGGUCAUUAAGAGUCAUUUUGUCAAUGUUGUAGCACUGCUCUCUUGACACAUCCGUGCAUCAUCCUACACUUGUCCAUGCCAUCCAAUGAAUCUGUAACUAACAGCACAUCUUGCAUACCGUAAAGAUAUGUUUUCAUCAUGUCAGCUGCAUUAAUCCAAGCUGGCAUAGACGAGGUGCAGUGACUGGACAUCGGACUUGAAGUGGCUUCGUGUUACGAACAGUGUAACCAUUGACAUUGGUAUCAGCCAUCAUGUCAUGCUGUGGUAGCAGUUUCACGCUUCAUCAAAGUUGUGGGUAGGAAGUCAAAGCAGCAAAGUCCGAACCGAUAUGCCACUGCUACCAUUUCCUUGAAACGAAAGUUCCUCACCAGAGUAACUAUCCCGCCAGUCCGUCCCUUAUCGGCAGACCUUCCUGUUAAACUCUGGCCAAAAACUUUUUUUGUGUGUGUUAGAGUACACACGAACAGGGUUCUAGUUUAAAAGAUGUGGUGUGGUUUUUUUUCUUUAACAACUGUCAGGGAACUACUUAAAAUUUGCUGUUGUCCGACACUGGCUGGCAUGUGUUGGAGGCUGCUUGUUGGCGGAACAUCAGAGGAAAAAGAAAAAGCCUGGUCAAUUAUGAUGUGUCUUUUGGAUGGCUUGAUACGUCUGACCUUGACAACCGAAACUCUUGUCAGCUCCAACAUUUUGCAAGUCGUUUGCUUGCAAACCUAAUGACUAGGAACACCUUGUUGUCAUUCUUAAAGCUUGGCACAUCGUGCCCUCACAGGUAAGGUGUUUCUAGCUAUUUCUAGUAAAGGUAUGCACCGCAUACCAAAAAAAACAAAAACACUGUACUGUUCUUGUGCAUCUAUAGUUAGCAUAGUGUUGUACUGUUCAUUUUUAGUGGUUUGGAGAAUUUUUGGAUAGUUUGUGCAUUUGCUUUUCCUUCCAUUGUCAUUGUGUUAAUAUGUCACAGUCAAUUUUUUUCAUUCUCUUCCUUGCAGUCUCAUUUCACUAACUUUGUUUCAAAGAGAUUUGAACUUUUUGAUUCUCGCCACUGAGUUAGCCUUAAGGUUUUCUUAUCAGAAUUGUGGCAGGCAACCUGUGGUCAAGUGACCCAGGAGUGCAGACCUUUUUUUUUUUUCGGUAGCACCUGAAGUUUGGGUGCUCUCCCGUGAUUGGUCAAGGCUUCCAGUGACCACGUGUUCCCGCAGACUGAUUAUUUGCUGCACAUAAUUUGGUAUGCAGAUUAUGGUAGCAGGGGCACAUUUUUGCUCAUGGCGCUUUCUCUCUAAAAUCUUUGUUAUUUUUAUUUUCUUAAGCUGGUACUCAUUUCCACUUAGUAUCACUGCACAAAUCAGGAAUGUCUUAUUCAAUGUGUCAGUGCUCCUGAAUUCAAAAACUGUUUCGUCUACCAUGCCUUCACAUGAAAGCUUCUACGCCUGCAGCCAUGAGCUCAAACAACAAAACUGCAAACAAACAUCAAAAAGGCAUUGUAGUAUUUAACUGUCAACGGAGCUGGAAGCUUUGACCAAUGCAAGAUCACAAGCUAUCAUGGAGUUAUUUUGCUCCUUGGCUGUUAAGAUCAUGUAUCGUGAAUGACCGUGUAUAGAGUUAAUGCGGUCAUGACUUGACUGUGUGGCCGUUGUUAAAAGUGCAUGGGAUACUGCCUGUAACUACGGCUUCUGUAGAAGGCUGAGAAUUGUGCAUAGCUUAACAAAAGAUUUGUGGCACAAACAAAACAAGGAAAGAAAAAAACUAAAGUGGCAUAGAAGGCCAGAAGUAGAAACAGAAUGGUGUCCUCUCUUCUGUUUUUUUUUUUUCUGGUUUUCACCACAAAUCAUUUAUUAAACAGCUGCUGCGCUCAUGAUAAAGAUGUCCAGAGCGUUUGAGAGGCAGUAGAUGCCCACUACAUGACCCGUAGUUUCAUGCCAGUCUCACCUGUGUGCUUUUAACAGUGGUCUAGCACUUUUGGAGAUGUUUUGCUUGGUGGUGACAUGCUGCACAGGGGACUUUGCUGUCUACCUUCACGUGUUGCCCACAAGAUGAGGUGUUGUCCGAUGUCGCAUGCCACUGUGGCAACUUGGUGAUCUGGGAUUACAUGCAAUGUUGGGCGUCAUUGUGUACUUAGUAUGCCUGUGGUGAUGCGAAUGGGAAUCCCUGCUUUGUGUUCCAAGGCUGUUGGGAAACCUUAUAUUUUUAACGAUUAGUCUAGAAACGUACCACAUGGAGCAUUGCUUCAACAGAACUCCGCGGUUAGUAACGGCAGCUGCAGUUUAAGCUUACGUGCACAGUAAUCGAGUAUGCCUGUUAAAGUUUCCUCUUUCUUUGUAGACCUCAUUUUCCACAGUGGCAUGUGGCCAUGCGGACUCUGUAUUAUGGUUGUUUACCAUCUCAAUGUGAGUGCGGGAAGUAGUGUCUAAGUGUUGUGCUGCUGUUGCCGACAGCUUGAUUUGGCACCCAACCGUGUAUAGGCUGAUCAGAGGUUUAAAAAUGUAAAAUCUGUUAAGUAUUGUGAAAGCAGAGAAUGUAAGUGGAGCAAAAGCAAUGUCUCUAAUAGGACCAAACUGAGUUGUUGGAAAAGAUUGCUUUUGCUUGCCAAGUGUUGGCUUGGCACUGGGCAGCGCUUGCCUUGGCUUCGCUACUGCUCUAAGGCCCAUGUCAUACGGCCUUGAAACCCUCUGUCACAUCACCACGACGACACCAGCCAUGAGGUGACAUCUUAUCAUGAGGUGACAUCUUAUCACGGCAUGCCAGGGACAAUGCCGUUGACAUCAGCAAUGUGACAGGUGAAGUGAGCGAGUGUUUGAUGGCUGCAUGAAUCAAGCCUAAGCCAAGCCAUGGCCUUGUCUUGUUCUGUCAAGUCUAUGUGCCCUUGUCCAGCUAGAGUUUGAUUAGGGAAAAAAAAAAAUUCAUUGGGCUAACUUCCCAUCUCGUUGGGUCGCAACUUUUUGAGCUUCCGGAUCAACAAGUACAAAUCUUUGAAUGGAUGUGUGUUUGGGUAUAUCAAUGUGUAUUCGGGUAUCUGUGUAUGUUUGUGCCUUUGUAAGCCCAGCAUUUCGAGAGAUUUUAAAAAAGCGAAACAUUUUGCAGUCCACCCGCAAAAUGUGGUUUAUGAACAAAGUGUACUGGUCAUUCAGCAUUUUCUCUAUAUGGUAUGUGCAGCUUUAUUCUAUUAUUAAAGUUAGAGGCUGUUUGGCUGAGCUGUUCCCAGGAUUGAUUUAUAGGCACAAAAAAGUUGCAGUAUAGAUGGCAUUCCAUAUUGCAGUCCUUUUCCUCAGGAUGAGUAGACUAUUGCAUCAACUAUGCUUCAAGUGAUAGCCCCCUAGCUACAUGCGAAACAAAAAUUGCAAUGUUACACAUUAUAUGCAUGCACUUUGCAGACAUUUGAUUAGUCAUCUGUUGUAUCUCUUUCAGUUUGCUCCUUACAGACUAUUUUGCGAACUUCUCACAAGGCCUAGAAACAGUGCAGUGAGAUUUGUAUGAUGCAGUUGCAACUCCCAACAAUGCUUUGCACUCAUAGCUAACCUAUUUUGGUCGAGCCCAUGAGCACACGGUGUUUUACACAACGGUGGCUAGGGUGCACCUCGGUUACAGCCGGAGAAAAGUGUUUCACCACUGUGUGCAAUCACAUGAAUGAAAUAGGUUACUGCAACACGCUGUAGCUGAAACUCGGCUUGAAGAUGAUUGGUUCAUGCACAGCUCAACCAGCUUUUUUGUGUGUUGUACUGCGACAGAGUUUGGUUGUUCAGACUGCAAGCCAUAGUCACUUUUGAGCAUUUCACCCAACUGUCCUCUUUGACCACAGCUUUUUGGAACAGCCACCAAGCACACCAGGUGAAAAACAAAACAAAAUGCAAAAACAGUAUGAUGCAAUUGUUAGCAUUUUGUAGUAUCUUAAAAAAAUUUUUUGAUAAUUAGCUUCAGGAGAGUCAUAAACUACCAUAAUGUCCGCAAUGCUUUAUUUGUUAAUGUGUGUGUGUAUGUGAAUGUAUGCAUGUGCAGAUAAAACAAAAAAUUUUAAAUGUUAUAGACAUUCUUUUUUUAUUAAUAUUACAUUGACAGAUGUAUAAUUAGUAAUCCACAAGCUGUGGGUUAGUUUUUAUCGGUCAUACGUUUAUUUGUGCUUCCGGUGCCAAUUCAGAUUAUAAAUAUUCAAGGGAUCCUUAUUUACCUUGUUCACAAGUUCAGCGAUUUUCUAUGGUUGUUUAUUCAUGCUAUCCUGGCAUUCAGAUUUGUGUCUUUAUUUUACAUUCUUACAAGGGAGUGAACAAGAAUCUGCAUUUGGCACUGAAAUCUGGCCUGUUGGAAAAAUGCUAUUGGAAACUGAGAAGUGUAAAAAGGAAAGAUGCUUUAUCUCAUAGGGAUAUUAUUGGUGAAAUAAAAAGGAGUAUUGGCAAAACGGA